CUGUUACAUUUUCACUCUUCACUUGCGUUGUGUUGAUCAUCUUUCUCAAUUGUCAAUGUUCUUUAACCAGAACUGAGAAGGAAAAUGGCAAUCGGAACCAGCAAAAGGAUUUCCGCAGCGUCAGCGCGUGCUCACACUCGCAGGAACAAGAAAACUAACUCCUCCAACCUCCCCUCUGGACUUCUUGGAACAGCGAUUAUAGUGUUGUUCAUUGGGUUUCUUUUUGGGGCCUAUCAGGCUAUUCAACCUCCUCCUCCCAAGAUAUGUGGCACUCCUGGUGCACCGCCUAUAACAGCGCCGAGAAUCAAACUAAGGGAUGGAAGGAAUUUAGCAUACAAAGAACACGGCGUCCCAAAAGAUGCUGCAAAGAAUAAAAUCAUCUUUGUCCAUGGUUUUGAUUCUUGCAGGCAUGAUGCCUAUAUUGCCAAAACCUUAUCACCAGAUGUUGUUGAGGACUUGGGGAUCUACAUUGUGUCUUUUGAUAGACCUGGUUAUGGGGAAAGUGAUCCUGAUCCAAAUCAAACAGGAAAGAGCCUGGCCCUAGAUAUUGAAGAAUUUGCUGCUAAAUUGGGAUUAGGGCCUAAAUUCUACAUAAUUGGUUACUCCUUGGGUGGGCAGAUUGUUUGGAAUUGCCUUAAGUAUAUCCCUGACAGACUGGCUGGUGCAGUGCUCAUAGCCCCAGCUGUUAACUACUGGUGGUCGGGUCUUCCUGCAAACUUAAGUAGUGAAGUCUUUUACCAACAAAAGCUACAAGACCAAUGGACAACUCGUGUUGCUCACUACAUACCAUGGCUAACUUACUGGUGGAACAGUCAAAGAUGGUUUCCAGCAUCAAGUUUAAUUCUUCAAAGUACAGAUCUUCUCUCCGUUCAAGACAAAGAACUGAUGCCUAAGAGGGCUGAUAGAAACAACCAUGUGGCACAGGUAAGACAGCUAGGAGAACAUGAAAGCGUCCACCGUGACUUAAAUGUUGCAUUUGGGAAGUGGGAAUUCAGUCCUUUGGAUUUGCAAAAUCCAUUUCCAACUAAUGAAGGUUCAGUCCAUAUUUGGCAAGGAGAUGACGAUUUGAUAGUGCCUGUUCAAGUGCAGCGUUACAUAGCACAAAACCUUCCAUGGAUUCACUAUCAUGAGCUUCAAGGUGCCGGUCACUUGUUCCCUCAUGCUGACGGUAUGAGCGACACUAUUGUUAAGUCACUCUUACAAGGGAAGUAAAUUACUACAUUUGAUGUCAUUGGCUAUCCUAGAUCAACAUAGUUACUAUUUGUUGCUUUAAAUCAUGUAUGUUGAUUAUUAGUGACAUGUAUGAUUAAUUUUGUAGCAUGUUUUCUAGAAGGCAUAGCAACUUCAGGAAGAAUCCAAUAGUUAUUUAAUAAUUAUAAACUCGUUUUUGUGGUGUAUGAUUUAUCAGAAGCUAUGUCUAUAGACACAGCUAAACUCGAAUUGUCUAUAUGAGUAAUUUCUUUAGGUAAAUUUCUGUUAGGUGAA
Arachis ipaensis is the source of this 1485-nucleotide messenger RNA. The record is from RefSeq and is a predicted model, not a curated record. NCBI's taxonomy places the organism in Eukaryota, Viridiplantae, Streptophyta, Magnoliopsida, Fabales, Fabaceae.